Molecule: messenger RNA, 3619 nt
Organism: Exophiala dermatitidis NIH/UT8656
Lineage: Eukaryota; Fungi; Ascomycota; Eurotiomycetes; Chaetothyriales; Herpotrichiellaceae
Exons: 3
Coding region: 525-1895 (456 amino acids)
Source: RefSeq, a predicted model, not a curated record
GCUUGGUUCAUCCUAUCUGACACCACCUCCCAUUCUUUAGCUAUAUAAAUUUAAUUGUACAGAUGUUACUCUCGUGCUCUGGCCGGAACACAAACGCAUUGAAUACAGGAAUAUCCUGCCGCAAGGGUUAUGCUGUUACAAAUACAGGCGCAUACACAGUAACCCCAGGUGACAGACAAUGGUUACAUGGAUAAAGGUCGAGCAAAUCUAAAAAAAGCAAUUGUGCUACCUGUGAAAGGGGCCGAUAGCCUGACGAGGCUUCCGCUACCAUUACUGUGGGGUUGAUGCUUGCAGAGUCCGAGUCUUGCUCACAAAAAUCAUGACUAAGGCGGACAUUGAUCUGUGGAAUGGGCAGCUCAGCCGAGCCGCUAACCACAUUGAGGGCAACUCCAACUAAAAGUAUGGCACCGUAGCUGGUGCAAUCAUCUUUUUCCUGCACCGAAGUGCGAACAUGUGCUUGCAUUGAUGCACAAAUAGCACAACAGCCCAUCUCCAUAAGUCUGAGACUCUGGGACAUCAGAACAAUGGCUGACGCUCCCAAGUCAGAUGGCGCUCCAUCCGGCACUCCGCCGAAACCGGCAUCCAAACCAAAUCCAGCAUUUCGCAUGAUGGGUAUGCCAAACUUCAAAUUUAAACUGCCCUCACGAAACUGGCUUAUAUUUCUCGGCGUCACCGGGUCCUGGACUGCCGCUGUAUUGUACGACAAACAUCAAAAGAAAAAGGUGCAAAAGAAAUGGUGCGAUCUGGUGGCUCACCUCGCCGAGGAUCCGCUGCCUACCAAUUAUCUGCGAAGGAAACUGACCAUAUUUCUGGCCGCUCCUCCCGGAGACGGCGUCCGACCUUCUCGGCAAUAUUUCAAGGAAUACGUCAAGCCAAUCUUGGUUGCCGCGGCGCUUGAUUAUGAUGUGAUUGAAGGGCGCAAAGAGGGAGAUGUCCGAUACGGAACAGCUGAACAAAUACGCCGACUUCGCCGAAAACUAGGCGAGAAGUCAUCUCGAUCAGCGGAGGAAGAUGCGCUAGAUAAGGAGAAGGUGGUGGACGAAGUACGGGAAAAGCUGCACGUGGUCCCCGAGCCAGGAAUUCGUGGUGAUUUAGUUCUCGGCCGGCACACAUGGAAAGAAUAUAUCAGAGGAGUACAUGAAGGAUGGCUUGGUCCUAUUGACGAACCCCCGCCUCCAGCCGAGCCAGAACCCGAGCCAUCACCCAUACACCCUCCCACCGAGGCUCGAACCGACAACCCUGCCGCUACUACUGAGGAUCCGGAAGUGACCAAGAAGUCGGACGAUCAAGAGAAGAAGACAGAAGAGGAAAAGAAGGAAGAGAAGAAGAAGCCGUAUCCGCCUCCUGCAUACUUGUCUACCGAACAAUACCCGUCAAGCACGUUAUCACCGUAUACUCCAAAUGUUCUCGAGCCAUCGCAGCCUAUACAUCAGCAGCAUCUUCUCGGGUUCCUCAAAUUUCCUCAACGAAUAUACAACUUCCUCAACCGCCGUCAUCUAGCAGACCAGGUCGGUCGCGAUACGGCAGCUAUUGUUCUAGCCGCACACAGACCAUACCAUCGCGGACCAGCUGUUAGCACGACAGAUUCAGAUCUUGAAGCCGAUCCACUGCCCACGAGAGCGCCGGAGAAUGACGCGGCUGCUUCGUCGCGCCAAAGCUGGGAGCAACAGACGGUACUUGCAGAUGAAGAGCGGACGUGGCAUAAAUCCGUUCGAAAACCCGCAAAGGAAGGUGACACCACUGAGCGAGUCUGGCUGAAUGAUAUUGUCAUUGACAACCGCAUUGGGGAGCGCAUGAGGAGGUUCGAACUUGACCCUGAGGAAGAGGCAAGGGCGAACAGGAUUGCCAACGGGGUCGAGAAGCCGCAGUCUCGUUAUGUGGGUGAUGAGGAGUGAAGUGGCAGCAUUGUAUUGAAAACUCUCUUCACCACAGACUGAAGCACGUAUCAACUGCCAGGCCAUCCCCGAAGAGGGCCUGGGAUGUCCGCAUUGGGUACAAGUCGCGCACUGAGUGGGCCCCCACAAUUUCAGGGCUUCCACGUCAGCGUACACAGCUACCCAGCGGGUUUCGCUUGGCAACCACCUACUCGACUCCAGUUCCGAGCGAUGAAUCCUGCGCUAUGCUGGCCUGGCGCAGACCCAUUGCGUCGACACUAGAGGUUAUCCCCUCCAAGAAAGGACGAGGCAUACCCUAGGGUACAAAUUCCUCCAUGGUCUCAUGGAUAGUAACACGGCCCCGACAGCCUCUGCUCUCCACUCGGCUCAUGUGAAAGCAUCUACAGUACCUUACGCUUGUCAUGGACAAGAGCCAAAACGCACAACCAAGUGCACAACUGUGGACCGUUAUUGUCUCAAAUGUUAUUACACACUGUUGGAUAUCAUGCAGAACACAAUCUGUACAAUAUUAUAUUUUUCAUCUCUGUGUUGGACAUACCAUCUAUCAUUCUCAAGUUCUCUGCUAGAUCAUCAUCUUCUUCAAGUUCUACGUGAUCCAUUGAGAGAUCACGAAGAGACAGACUCGGACUUCGAGACCGAACCCGGAAACGGCUCAACUCUAACCACCACAUCAUGUCUUCUCGUCCCAUCCGGCGCAUCGAGAUCAAGAAAAUCUCCCCAAGGACGCAUCCCAUCCAAAAUUUCCGUCUGGCGCUUUUUGAACCGCUGGCCAUCACGCGUGAUAUACAUUGGUGGUGCAGAACCACCACUGCCUCGGGCGUCAUUGAUGGAGUCCUCCUGACUCUCACUGUUAUGAUUGUUGUUCUCGACAUCAAUAUCAUCAACAUCCCAAUUUCCCCAUUCAUCCCAAUCCUCCUCCUCUUUGUUGAAGUUGUCGUUGUCUGUCCCCCUUGUCUUUGAAAUCGGUUCAACGGGAUCAUAUUCGGGAGAUUCGUAGACGAGUUUGAACCGAAGGGCAGGCAGACCGAAAUGGUUCGCGACCAGCGAUUUCAGCCGAUAUACUGAUAUCGUGGUAGGUAAAGGGCGACGGAAUGUUUGACCAGUACUACUGACAUUCGUAGUAUGAGGAUGAUGAAGUUGUUCAGAAGAUGCACUACUGUCCUGUACUGGUAUGUAAAAGACAGUAUCGACGAGGCGCGAACCCAGCGUUCCAGGAGCAUAAGACUUGAGGUCCAAACUAGCUGCCGUUUCCGGCGAUGCGAGUGGCGAUGCUCGCGCUGCUGCUGAUGGUGAUAGUGAUGGUGGCUUCUUUUCUUUCAACCGCUCUAAAAAACGCUCGAGAAUAUCGUCUCGGUCAUGUUUUGCACACAGGGCAGAAUAGCGAGGAUGUCGGCGACGAGCUAGGUCGACCGGAUCUUUGCUGGUACAGGAGCCUUGUUCUUCCAGAAUCUGUUUGAUUUCUUUCUCGGCCACAGACAGAUAGUAUAUCUCCCCUUCUUCUCGGUCCCGGGCCGUAAUGGUAGAGUAGUUGAGAGACUUUAAUUGCGGAAUGCGCGCCAGAGUUAAAUAGUAGGAAGUGGAAUCGGGCAGUAAUGAUGGUGCCGGCGCCACGGCUGGCACCGCUGGGUGCGAUGAUGUUAAUGUUCGCGAAUCAAUAUGAUCGGAAUUCUUCUGCCCACCGCCGUCGUAAAGAGGAUUUCGGGAGAUACGUAAGGAACUCAAAU